GUUCUGUCAAAACAAAAGAGCUUAUUUUUAGUAAGAUAGAAACAAAUAUUUCAAUGAAUUUGAAAAUAACGGUUACUUAGUCAUCUAUAAAAACUAAGCAAAACAUCUCGUGACACAUACAGUAAGUUUCUCAAUUUCAGCAGCUUCUGUUUUUUCUCUCUCUCAACAAAGGAUCCUCGUGAUGAAGAGCUCUUAUAUUUCACGAGCUUCAUAUUCCUUACUUACAGAAUACACAUCAAAAAACGCUUCACUUUUGAAUUCUUCUCACCACCUUCAAAUACCCCUUCAAUUCCUUAACAAAAUCAUGCACCCCACAACACAUUCUUCUCAUACUACAACAAUAACAAGCAAUGGAAUCCAAACUUCAAUUCUUUUUCCUCACCCUUUUUCUUCUCAUUCUCACCAUCCAUGCACAAACUCUCGGAACUUACAUUGUUCAGUUACACCCUCAUGGCACAACCAAGUCAUUGUUCACCACUAAACUACAAUGGCAUCUUUCAUUCAUACAACAAACAAUUUCCUCUGAUGAGGACCCUUCUUCACGCCUUCUAUACUCAUACCGUUCCGCCAUGGACGGUUUCGCAGCUCAGUUAACCGAGACUGAGCUUGAGUACCUGCAAAAACAUCCUGAUGUUAUCUCAAUUAGGCCUGAUAGGCAGCUCCAAAUUCAAACCACCUAUUCUUACAAGUUCUUAGGACUCAAUGCUGCAAAAGAAAAUGGUUGGUAUCAAGCAGGUUUCGGUCACGGAACCAUAAUCGGCGUGCUUGAUACUGGUGUUUGGCCAGAGAGUCCUAGCUUCAAUGAUCAUGAUAUGCCUCCAGUUCCCAAGAAAUGGAAGGGUAUAUGCCAAUCAGGGAAAGCCUUUAACUCUUCCAAUUGUAACAGAAAGCUCAUUGGUGCAAGGUACUUCACAAAAGGCCAUUUUGCAGUAUCACCUACAAGAAUUCCAGAAUAUCUCUCCCCAAGAGAUUCAUCUGGACAUGGAACACACACUUCAUCCACUGCUGGUGGAGUUCCGGUGCCAAUGGCGAGUGUUUUUGGUUAUGCAAAAGGUGUGGCAAGAGGUAUGGCUCCUGGUGCUCACAUUGCAGUGUACAAAGUAUGCUGGUUCAAUGGCUGUUAUAACUCUGACAUCAUGGCUGCAAUGGAUGUGGCAAUCAGAGAUGGCGUGGACGUUCUAUCCUUGUCUCUAGGUGGUUUUCCGGUACCUCUAUAUGAUGACAGUAUUGCCAUUGGAAGCUUUAGAGCAAUUGAGAAAGGGAUUUCAGUUAUAUGUGCAGCAGGAAACAAUGGUCCAAUGGCAAUGUCUGUUGCCAAUGAUGCUCCUUGGAUUGCCACUAUUGGUGCAAGCACACUUGACAGGAAAUUCCCAGCUAUAGUUCGCAUGGGCAAUGGAAAAGUUCUCUAUGGAGAAUCCAUGUAUCCAGUGAACAACAGAAUAUCAAGCAAUAGCAAAGAACUUGAGCUGGUUUACCUGACUGGUGGAGAUAGCGAGAGUCAAUUUUGCCUCAAAGGAUCUCUUCCAAAGGACAAAGUUCAAGGCAAAAUGGUGGUAUGCGAUCGAGGUGUCAAUGGAAGAUCAGAAAAGGGUCAAGCUGUGAAGGAAGCAGGUGGUGCUGCUAUGAUCUUAACAAACACAGAGCUAAACUUAGAAGAAGAUUCGGUCGAUGUUCAUCUCUUGCCUGCAACAUUGGUAGGAUUUGAUGAAUCAGUCACCUUGAAAUCUUACAUAAACUCCACAACAAUGCCACUUGCUAGGAUUGAAUUUGGAGGAACUGUAAUAGGCAAAUCUAGAGCACCAGCAGUAGCAAUAUUCUCUGCUAGAGGACCAAGUUUCACAAACCCUUCAAUCCUUAAACCAGAUGUUAUAGCUCCAGGAGUCAACAUCAUAGCGGCAUGGCCUCAAAACCUCGGUCCUACAGGCCUACCAGAGGACACUAGAAGAGUGAACUUCUCCGUCAUGUCAGGUACAUCAAUGUCAUGUCCUCAUGCUAGCGGAAUUGCAGCUCUUAUUCGUUCCGUCCAUAAAAAAUGGAGCCCUGCAGCUAUCAAAUCUGCAAUGAUGACAACAGCAGAUGUAAUUGACCACAAAGGAAAACCGAUCCUCGAUGAAGACAAACCAGCUACAUCUUUUGCAAUGGGAGCUGGAAAUGUGAAUCCACAAAGAGCAUUGAAUCCCGGAUUGAUAUACGAUAUCAAGCCAGAUGAUUAUGUCAACCACCUUUGCAGCAUUGGUUAUACAAAGUCAGAAAUAUUCAGUAUCACACACCGAAACGUAAGCUGCCAUGCAAUCAUGCAGAUGAAUAGAGGCUUCAGCCUUAACUAUCCCUCAAUCUCGGUAAUAUUUACCAACGGAAUGAGAAGGAAAAUGUUCAGCAGGAGGGUAACAAAUGUGGGAAAUCCUAACUCCAUCUACUCAGUGGAGGUUAUGGCACCUCAAGGAGUAAAAGUGAUAGUAAAACCCAAGAAACUAGUAUUCAAAAAAAUAAAUCAAAGCUUGAGUUACAGGGUUUGGUUCAUAUCAAGAAAAAGAGUCAAAAAAGGCGACGAUAACAUGAACUUUGCAGAAGGACAUUUGACAUGGAUAAACUCACAAAAUGGUUCUUACAAAGUUAGAAGUCCAAUAUCAGUGAGUUGGAAGGCUAAGUAGCAUGAACAAAACAACAACAACAACAACAACAACAACAACAAAAACAAAAACAACCAUUAUUAUUAAGUUUAGAGCUUAUUUAUUAUCAUUGUUGCAUUGGUUACAUUGCUUUAUUUAUGUCUAAUAGCAGAGUUUAUGCUAAACUUUGCUUUAUGAGUUUUAGUUGACAAAAAAUAUUCUAGAAUGAAAUCUUGAAAAUAAGUUCAUUUAUAAAGGUUAAAUAAUUGGUCCUGCCAAUUUUUAGUCAAAAAAUCUCUUCUUUACUUCUUUUUUUUUCUCAGACAAAUUUUCGUAGAACAGUUUCUCAUGAAAUUUUCCAAAAUCAUGAAUGAAAUCUAAGUUGUUAUCUUUCCCAUAAGGUAUUAAGAUAUUCAAUUCCACAAUGACAGAAAGUAAAUAAACAUUCAAACAAAGCAAAAUUUAUUCAAUCUGCAAAAAAAUAAAAAAUAAACCCUAAAUUUAGCAGUUGAUUGUAAUCUUCAAUACUUUCCACCAACAGCUUCAAACUGCAAAAACGAAAAA
This is a messenger RNA of Trifolium pratense (red clover), 3173 nucleotides long. Its product is annotated as subtilisin-like protease SBT1.2. NCBI's taxonomy places the organism in Eukaryota, Viridiplantae, Streptophyta, Magnoliopsida, Fabales, Fabaceae. Bases 351 to 2651 code for a protein of 766 amino acids. The record is from RefSeq and is a predicted model, not a curated record. Gene Ontology annotation, molecular function: serine-type endopeptidase activity. The transcript has a single exon. Gene Ontology annotation, biological process: proteolysis.